AUGAAUACCAAAAACAAGAUCAUAUCUAAAUCUCCUGUUGAGAGACCGCCAGCUCUAUCUACGAACAAUCCUUCCACAGUACUUACAGAAAAUCCUUUUGAAACCAUAUUCGACGGGAAAAGCGAAGAUGAUGAUUCUUGGAAAGACGAAGAUGUAUAUUCUAUCGCUUCAUCGGAGGAGCUACAACAGUCGAGACCCUCGGGAAAUAUCACUACCAGCCGCACAGGAAACAUGACGCGCACAGUCAGCCGUAGAGAGAGAAAAUCCUCCAUAUCGAGAGUUAUAAGAGAGAAGUCGAAGGGAAGACAGCGCAAGAUCCAUGCAAAUCUCCGCCUUAAAGUCCAAACAACCUUUUCAACACAUUAUGGACCUCAACCUCAAGCAAUAUCUUCACAACAGUCUCGAUCUAAUGGAGUUUUUGUUGAUUUGGUCACCCUCAGGAAACUCGAAAAUGUUUCUGCUCAUCCAAACGGAACUUUGUGGAAAUCGUUGGAGAACAGGAAAAGCAAAGCCAUUGAAAACUCUGCUGAGGAUACUAAGACCGAAGCUCCUGAACCAGUACAGAACGAAACAUCAAAUGUCUAUCCGCUGGCAGAGCGACGGGGAUCUUUGAGACCAGCAGCUCUGAAGCUAGAGGAUGACUUAUCUCCCAACGAUCGACCAAUUGUUAUCGGCAUAUCGAUCCCAUCUGCACGUUUAGCUCAUCAUGUGACCACCCCGCAAACAUCAACUUCAAUCGCUUCGACAAUGAUGGGAAGUUACGGGCACGAGACACCGACAGGGAAAGAAUUGGUAACGCCAUCUAUCAUAAUUACGCCUGCCCAUGAGAUCUCUGCAUGGUCGCCGUACAGUACUGCUUCGAAUGUUUCACGAGCACGAACUCUAUCAACAUCCUUUUCAGUAGCUAGCCCCAAUGACCCAUUCAAAGAGGGGGCACCACCAUUGCCGAAAAUGCCAGCAGCUUUAGCCGAAGAGGAGAAGCGAAGAGUAGCCGCCCAGCAUAGUUACUUCUCUCCAGACUCGGAUGCCACUACUGAAUGGGAUGACGAGCCAGAUUCAACCCGAGUUCUAUCGUCUUGUAUUAUCUAUGAAGAGGAUGAGCAUCCAAUUGUUGUGCGAAGUGCCCGUGCAGUCAAUGUUCCAGAUAAACUGAAAGUGAGCAACCAUGAAAGUAUUGACACCAUUGCUGCACGGACUCGCUCUGGAUGGUGGAAUUAUAUCACUUCGCCAUUUAUGACGCGGUCAAACACAAUAGUAUAUCCAGAGAAGAAGAUUUCGGAUAUCCCCGAAGUACCUGUUUUAACAAUUGCAGCAGCCAAAGCUCAGGAAUCAAAGGUGGAGCGAAAGUCGUGGGAACAGCUUUUUUCUCCUCUUUCUAUUAAAAGAUCAAACUCCAAUGCAUCCGAUGCUUGGUGGGAUGUGACUCCCUUAGGUUUCAGAUCAGAGAAACAGGUUUCCCCUGGUCUAGUCUACAAAGAGACGAGACAUCUGGUGAAGCCGUCGAUAGCUACUUUACCCUUUGUUCGUUCAGCCUCUGGCGAUGUGGGAGAUGUGUCAUUGGCUAGCGCCAUUGAUGUGACUACCACUGCGGAUUCUGUGCAUUUUGCAAAUUCUACAAUGUCUCAUGACCAUUCGGGUAUUUCGAGUUCAUCGCAAAGAGAGUCUAUUUUGGUCAACAAAGAUAAUUCGUUGUUAUCUUCAAACGAUAGUACAAAAGAACUUGGAAGCAAUAAUCCCUUUAUUCAGUACCAAAAUAGUAACAUUGAUCGUUAUAACGACUCGAGAAUGAUUAAAGACGCGGACUUGAAUGAUCCAGGGUUGAAAUCGAGAACACUUGUUGUGAAUAACGCUACCCAACCACCACCGCCGCCACCUUACACUGAAUCACCAAAGAAAGUCAGAAAAUAUCGAGCCUUUUUUCCUUCCUCACACGAAUCAGCACCUGCGCCAGCACAAGCACCAGAACCAGCGGUGAUUCAAGCUUCGGCAGCAGCUUCGACCUUGCAAUAUCCUGCUUCCCCCGGUCCCAUAUCCCCAGAAAGCGAACGAAAGAUGGCUUCACAAGCCUCUAUUCAGCUGUCUGAGGUUCCAUUGAGUCCUGCGCGUGGUAGAACCAAUCAGAGCACUGCAUACCCUGGGCCUGCUAGGCAGACAACACCAACAAUUUUGAUUAUGACUGAAGAAUACCUUGAGCAAAUGGCAGAUAAAGCAGCUUUCAAAGCGGCCAAAAAAUCAGAAUCGAAACGUCAAAGAAACGAAAAUGAAGAUAGCAUGGCUAGCAAAUUAGGUGGAUUGUUCAAGAAAUGUAUACCUAAAAAGGGUAGGCAAGGCCCCGAAGGUCGAAAAAGACGAAGAUGGUAUUGCUGCGGAACCAUUGCAUUGAUUGUGUUGAUCAUCACGAUUGUAGCACUUGCUGCGACGCUGACUCGCAAACCAAAACACGUUGUGCUGCCAUCUCAAUGGUUGAAUCUCACUGGCUUCCCUCCUAUUUACGCUGGGCUCUCGACGGUAGCAGCUCCGGUGAAUAUUGUGACGAAUACCGGUUGCGUAUUCCCAGCUACGCAAUGGAGUUGUGCUUUACCAAAAGAGCAACAAGCUUCUGUCGCACCAAAUCUACCAAAUCAGCCCAAUUUCUUUUUGGAAAUCCAAUGGGACAAUAGCAGUGCAGCAAAUGCAACCUUUGCAAAUGUCACAGGAAACAAAAAUCUCCCUACACGCAGUCUUGUCGGUAAUCCCGUCUCUGCUGGGAAAUUCAUCAGAGAUUUGAUAUUGAGAGCACGUCAAACCGUUACUUUCAAUCCCUCGCCUUCACCGCCAUCAUAUGCUGAAGAAGCGUUUUUGGGAGAUACCACAGAUGGGAUAGUUUCAUCCAAUAAAGCUGGAGAAUCAACACCUUUCUAUAUAUCUUUCUUAUCCACUACAAACACUACCUUAACAACCAACAGCCGUGUGAAGCGUGCAGAUUCAAAUAAUACCGAUCCAGAUCUCUUCCCGAAUAUCACAACUGGAAUCCCGGCCCCAAGUCUGAAUCCUGAUGGCACUGCAGCUCCAGCCAACCUUCUUCCAUACCCCAUUCAACAGCCAAUUCGUUUAUAUGAUCGAGGACUUCCUAGUGAGCAUUAUGGAUUCUAUACUUACUUCAAUCGUACUAUCUUCCUCAAAUCUCUCUCAUUACUCAACGAUACCAAUACUUCCAACGGUGAAGUUCCUGAUGAUCAGAAUGGCGGGGCUCUUGAAGGGGAAGCCAAUUUCCGUUGCACAUGGGGUGAAACUCGUUUCUUAGUACAGAUGUGGACCAGAAUGAAUGGAACUGCCAGACUCAACAAUGCUACUAGUUCUACUGGCGCCUCUACUGUUAUUGCAGGGCAAGAUUUCUCGCAGCCUGGAUCAUUUCCUUAUCCGAUCACUAUUACCACCGAUCGACAUGGAGGAGAUCCUAGUAGAAAGCUGUUGUAUUGUUAUAGUAUGAAUGAUAGAGAAGGGAUUAUAUCGACCAGUGGAGUGGUCAAUGGAGAGAAUAGAGCAUUUGGAGGCAAGAUUAUCAAUCCAGCUCCGAGCGUUUUCUUGAAUACUAGUGAUCCAUCGCUUGGAGGCUUUGAUGGAGGGACAGGGGGCUGUUCUUGUGCUUGGAGUAACUUUCAGGAGGUCAUCAGUACUUCAAGAACGUGA
Botrytis fragariae is the source of this 3669-nucleotide messenger RNA. Its product is annotated as putative glycoprotease family protein. The record is from RefSeq and is a predicted model, not a curated record. Lineage: Eukaryota; Fungi; Ascomycota; Leotiomycetes; Helotiales; Sclerotiniaceae. Bases 1 to 3669 code for a protein of 1222 amino acids. The transcript has a single exon.